Pan troglodytes (chimpanzee) is the source of this 1307-nucleotide messenger RNA. It is a transcript of the gene OARD1, whose product is annotated as O-acyl-ADP-ribose deacylase 1. The record is from RefSeq and is a predicted model, not a curated record. Lineage: Eukaryota; Metazoa; Chordata; Mammalia; Primates; Hominidae. The transcript has 6 exons. Gene Ontology annotation, biological process: peptidyl-glutamate ADP-deribosylation. The coding region runs from base 307 to 765 and encodes 152 amino acids.
GCGCGGGCGGCGGCGGGAAACCACGGAAUUUACUGCCGGAAGUUCGGCGGCCUUCGCCAAGGAGUGUGGGCUCGGCUAGCAAGCUAGAGGGGCUCGUUUCCGCCCCGCUACCGGGCGGGGGCGGCCAUCUUAGAAGCGUGCAAUUAAGGGCUUUGGCGGGAUUGGCUCCGCGUUUGGGCUGGUCCGCUGCUCCCCACCUACCAGGGUCGGAUCCGGGGCCCUUCCCCGCGGGGCGGGGACCUCCAAACAACCGACUCCUUUCCAGCUGAAGAAACACUUAAAUUCUGGAAAUAGCGACUCAGUAUCAUGGCCAGCAGCCUUAAUGAAGAUCCAGAAGGAAGCAGAAUCACUUAUGUGAAAGGAGACCUUUUUGCAUGCCCGAAAACAGACUCUUUAGCCCACUGUAUCAGUGAGGAUUGUCGCAUGGGCGCUGGGAUAGCUGUCCUCUUUAAGAAGAAAUUUGGAGGGGUGCAAGAACUUUUAAAUCAACAAAAGAAAUCUGGAGAAGUGGCUGUUCUGAAGAGAGAUGGGCGAUAUAUAUAUUACUUGAUUACAAAGAAAAGGGCUUCGCACAAGCCAACUUAUGAAAACUUACAGAAGAGUUUAGAGGCAAUGAAGUCUCAUUGUCUGAAGAAUGGAGUCACCGACCUCUCCAUGCCCAGGAUUGGAUGUGGUCUUGAUCGUCUGCAAUGGGAAAAUGUAUCUGCGAUGAUCGAGGAGGUAUUUGAGGCAACAGACAUCAAAAUUACUGUGUACACACUCUGAACCAGUGAACAUUUUGGAUGUUUCCGUGUUCUCCUGUGUCAUCUCUACUGGGCCAUAGGACCGGGCAAACCUACCUUAAAAUAGGCAGAGGAAAGUUUCAUGAGAAGUAGUGUGUUUAACAAGACAGACUUUGGUUGCUGUAUUCAAGUAUUUGGACUAUGACUGUGGAGGAGGGCUUGCUUAAGAUAUGUUGUUGUGUUUUUUUGUGGAAAAGUAAGGAGUUAGGUGGCUUGAUAAUAGGCAGGGAAACCAGAUUGUCGGGACUAUGACCUUUUUCUCCAGUAUGCUACCUGAUUUGUUUGGCUGGCCACUAGGUGGCAGCAUUGGUUCUACUUCUCUGCUUUUUAAGAGAAAUUUCAGGAAGGAUGAUCAUUCCAGUUAGUUUGGCAUUUUUUGUCGUUUGUGCACAUAACUUGGUGUUAUCCUUAUGUCAUCAGAUUCCUCCUGGGGAGAGUUUUUGUUUUAAUUACAAAAUUAAAUUCUACAUUGUUACCAAGAAAUUUGUGGUGAUAAAAAUGGAAAAAUAAAAAUUUGGGGAGUUA